CGUCGGUCCGCCAGGUCCCCUGGAGCUAAUUGACGUUGGCGGUGGGUCUAGGCCUCCCAUCCCACUGGCCAGCGCGUCGGCUCCCUGUCGAACGGACAAACAUGGCCAGGGGGUUCGCGAGCUGGCCUGGGCUGGUUUCGUUUCGCUUUUAUUUUUCCUGCUCCUGCUCUUCCAGCUCCAUCCCACUCUGCCAACGAAACCCUCCCAAGGUCCUGCCGACGACCGCAUGAUCUUGCCCCGUCUUCCCCAGUCUUCUCAAGCAAGCCGCCCCCGGACAGGCCACGAGCUAUAGGCUGGAGUAGCUAUAGAAUACCUACCCUGCCGAAGCAUAGCUGCCUGCGACGACUGUAGCCAGUAGCCCGCGCAAGUUGCCCAUCGCCAGCGUCGCCUCCCGUCAUCCGUGCAACCAAAGUCAAUUACGCCGGCCAAACAGACCAGCUGCAUCUCAUCACUGUCGCCUGACGGCAGCCUGCAGGCAGGACAUCAACUGCCCGCUGCGAGUAACCGCUUUGGCACUCGGCUUCCUCUGGGCUGAUAAACCUGCGACGGUCGCUGCCCUGCCAUCGCGACCUCGCUUGUAGCAUCCACACCAACGCCACCCACUAGCCGCAUCACGAGCAACAUCUGGCAAAAUGUCCGACGCCGACGGGUUUGAGGUCGUCCAGCGCGAUGAGGCUACCGCGCCCACUCCGACCCCCAAGUCUCCGCCGAAGCCAGCAACCGAAACGAGAAAAAUACCCUCGCCUUCGGCUACCGGUGUGAAAAAGGUGGCCGGUACUGCCACCUCGGGCGUCAAGCGCCCAGGCACAGUAUCUGGGACGGCGACUAGAGCUGCCGGCACCACCGCGCCACGGACCUCGACCGCUGGCAGCACUCUAGCCAAGCCCCCAGCCCGCCCCGCCGCGGGCGCCCCGACGGUUAUCAAGCGCCCCGGCACCGCCUCGACGACCGCCUCACACCGCUCGCAGCCGUCCCAGUCUGAGGAUGAGGCCAAGCGCCGAACGUCCACCGUGUCCGGCACCUCCCGCCGCGUCUCGGCCGCCCCCAGCUCGCCUGCUGGAAAGACGGCGACGACCACCACCGCGGCGCGCAAGCCCCCUAGCUCCACCGGCAGUGCGACGGGCACCACCGCCUCCAAGCCUUCCACAUCGUCCAGACUGUCCACCGCGGGAUCGACCACGUCGGCUGGGGCACCCCGCGGUCUUACUCCCAGGCCAGGUACUGCCACUGGCGGCGCCGUGGCCGACGCCAAGAAACGCCUGUCCUCCGCCGCUGGCGGCCCCGCUCCCAGCGCUACGGCUACGAGCCGCGUCGCUCGCGCCUCGCCCUCGGCCGCAAGCAGCUCUGCAGCCUCUACUGCCCUCGCAGCCGAGAUUGAGACCCUCAAGGCGAAACUGGCGGAGAGCGAGGCCAAGAUUGGGGAGCUCACCAAGCUCAAGACGGAGUCGGAGGACAAGAUUUCCUCUCUCGAGGCGAACGCCGGCGGUAACCAAGAACCCGAGACGGGAGGUCUGGAGGCUCUGCGAACCCAACACGCUAGCGAGCUUGCCGUGCUCGAGGCGCGUGUGUCCGAAACCCAGGAGAAGCUCGCGGCGGCCGAGGCCGAACUUGAGAAGCACAGGUCCGAGGCCCAGGGCCUCUCCAGCGCCAAGGAUGCCACGCAGUCGGAGCUUUCCUCUCUAAGGGAGGCCCUGGAGAAGCUCCAGGCUGAGCAUGCGGAAAAGCUGAACGAGAGCGAGGUAAGCCUCACCAAGGCCACCGAGGAUCACGCCACGAAGCUUGCUGAUCUGCAGCAAUCGCUUGACGACCAGCACAAGGCGGCCAUUUCGGCCCUGGAGGCUAAGCACGCCGAGGACAUGGCCAAGAACUCUGCCGAGGCGGGCGACCACGAGCCUACCGAGGCUUCCCCGAAGGCCACCCACGAAGCCGCCAUCAGCGAGCUGCAGAAGAAGAUAGAUGACCUCACUGCCACCCAACAGGCGCUAGAAGCCGCCCACGAGGUCAAGCUGGUCUCGGAGGCCGAAGCGUACACGACCAAGGCAUCCGCCCUCGAGGGCGAGAUCGCCGAGCUCAAGGCCAAGGUCGAGACGGCUGAGCAGGCCGCUGCGACUGCGAAGGCCGACCUCGAGGCCAAGGCCUCCGAGCUGGAGGCCCUCGAGUCGCGCGUGUCUGAGCUUGAGGCCGAAGUUGCCGAGGCCAAGGCCGCCGCUGCCAAAGCCGAGCAGGCUCUCGCCGAUUCCCAGGCCCUGAUCGAGAAGGCCGCUGCCGAGAACAAGGAGAAGGAUGGAGCUAUCGCGAAGCUGAACGAAGAGCGCGCAGCUCUCCUCGAAAAGCACGAGGCGCAGUUGAAGUUUCUCUCGAAGGAUUUCGAGAAUGAGAUUGAGAGUCUCAAGGGGGAGGCCCACUUCAAGCGCCAAUUCCAAGAGCUUGAGCCUAAGUACACUGAGCUCUCUGCCAAGCAUGAGGGUCUCACCAAGUCAUCGGCUGAGGCAGCUGAUUUGGCUGCCGCUCAGACGAAGGCCCUCGAGGCCGCUACCGCUGAGCAUGCUGCGCUUGUGGAGACACUGGCGGGCAAGGAGACAGAGUACCAAAAGAGCCUGGACGCUCUGCGCGCCAGCCAUGCCGAGGAGCUGGAGAGCGCCAAGCUCGGCGCCACUUCCGACAGGGACACGCACAUUCAGGAGCUCGAUGCUCUCAAGGCGAGCCAUGCGGCACAGGUUGACAAGCUGAAGGCUGACGGCGAGGCUGCGCUGGCCGAGGAGCUCGAGGCCCUCAAGGCUAGCCACGCAGGAAUCAUCGAGCUCAUCAAGAAGGAGUUCGCCACCGAGAAGGAGGGCAUCCUUGCCGACCAUAUGGAGGAGCUCUCAAGCGCUAGAGCUGCUAGCGAGGGCUCAGCAAGCUCAAAGGUCGACGAGGUCAAGGCCGCGCUCGAGGCUAAACAUGCGGUUGAGGUCACCAAGCUCAUGGAGGAGCUCGAGACGGCCAAGACCCUGCAGAAGGAGAUCGACGCGGCCGAGGCUCGGUUGACGGAGGCCCAGGCCGCCCAUACGGCAGCCCUUGAGCAGACCAAGAAGGACAUGGAGGUCAGCCACAGCGCCGAGGUGGAGAAGCUGAUUAGCCUGCACAACGGCACCAUCGAGAGCCUGAAGCAGGACGGCGAGACUACGGCUGCGUCCGGGCUGGAAGCGCUCAAGGCGGAGCACGCCAAGAACAUCCAGGCUCUUAAGGAGGAGCACCUGGCCGCAUCCACGGCACACGCCGCCGAGCUCGACGCCACUAAGAAGGAGCUCGAGGUCGCGAUGGCGCAGGUCAAGUCCGAGCUCGCCAAGGCGCAGGAGGAGAUCGACUCGGUCAGCCAGCAGCUGGCGACGGAGAAGAUGGCCAAGUUCGAAGCGAUGGCGGCCCUCGACGAGACCAAGGGUCAGAGGCCCGACACGUCGGAGCUGGACGCCGUCAAGGCCGAGCUGGCCGCGCUCAAGGAAUCCUCGGCCGCGGCUGCCAAGGCGAUGGAGGAGAAGGCGGCCAAAGCGGCCGAGGAGCUCGCGUCGGUGAAGGAGGACGUGCAGCUCGCGCAGAAGGAGCUCGAGGCGCACAAGCUCGAGGCCGAGGCCAAGGCCAAGACGAGCGCCAAUGACUACAAGGAGAUGCACGACCUGCUGUCUGAGACGGUGGCCGAGGCCAGUAAGAAGGCGGCGGACGCGGAGCAGACGGUCAAGGAGCUCGAGGCGCAGCUCAAGGUAAAGGAGGCGGAGCUGGCCGAGGCACAGCACAAGCAAUAGACCAAAGCACAGCAGCCAAAGGGGCUUGCCGCCAGCAGACACGCCGGGCCUGACGACGAGGGCGACGCCGACGCCAGCGCUUCCGCGUCCAAGGCUGCGGAAGGUGAGGAACAACGCCAGGGUGGCGCGGCCGAUGACGGCGAGCCCGACAACUCUUCUGCGGCAAUAGCUUCGCUAGCUAGGGUGCGCGAGAUUAUCCACCAGGUGUCGGAUGAGGCGGAUGACAUGAGGGAACAGAACCGCCGAAUGCUCCUCACGAUAGCAUCGGCGGAUGAUGAAGUCAGCCCACCAGAGCCGGCCAAGGUCCGGUCCUGAUUUCUCGUUGCAUUCUCCGUCACGACUGCACUCCAUCUUAUGCCUCUUGGUCUCACUGCUUGUUUUUGCUCGGUCUCGGGGGUGGGUUCCGCGGGUGACGGGAAGGUCCAGGUAGCAACGUUAUUGUGUCAUUCAUAUACCCCCCCUCGACAAGCUGUAUUAGUCUCGCUCCUUUCAUGCCGGGAUUUUCUGUCCUUUUCUUCAUCAGGAGGAAUUUCUUGUUCAUCAUCCACGCUGCCUGUCCGCCCUUCUUUUUCCUCAGGCCAUGCAGCACCAUUAUUGUGAUCAGGGAUGCUUCCCUUCUCUUUUUUUUUUCCAUCUAGGUGUUGUUUUAACGGUGGAUAGAUGGGGUGUCGCGAUCGCACCCUCGAUGUGCCAACCCGGGGUUGGUUGGGGGGGUUGGAAGUGUGCUUGCUCUUUUCCAUCGUACUAUUAAUACCUUUUUUUAUUGCUUGCUUCUUGUACAUAUCGACCCUCCUGAACCGUGAGCUGUGCUUGGACCUGACCUUUGAUUGUUUGUUUUCCUUGGGAAUAAACUUUUUGUCUAGGCCCGUAUCGGGAAGGCCUGCUCACGCCCACCACCAGAAAGGCGUCAGUUUUACAGCCCGCUCCCAAAAUCUCAAUAGAAUUUUUAGUGCUGUAAGCUUUCCUAUUCGUAUUCUUUUUCCCAUUGUUAUUCUUAUUAUCAUUCCUAUGUUUAUUCCUAUUUUUAUUCCUGUUUUGAUGCGUAUUUCCAUUCCUAUUCCUCCAAUGAACUAGCUUUUUUUUUGU
Gaeumannomyces tritici R3-111a-1 is the source of this 4865-nucleotide messenger RNA. RefSeq lists its product as hypothetical. The transcript is spliced from 4 exons. The coding region runs from base 633 to 3779 and encodes 1048 amino acids. Lineage: Eukaryota; Fungi; Ascomycota; Sordariomycetes; Magnaporthales; Magnaporthaceae. The record is from RefSeq and is a predicted model, not a curated record.